Messenger RNA from Spinacia oleracea (spinach), 1815 nucleotides. RefSeq names its product ankyrin repeat domain-containing protein, chloroplastic. NCBI's taxonomy places the organism in Eukaryota, Viridiplantae, Streptophyta, Magnoliopsida, Caryophyllales, Amaranthaceae. The record is from RefSeq and is a predicted model, not a curated record. The coding region runs from base 53 to 1468 and encodes 471 amino acids. Gene Ontology annotation, molecular function: protein binding. The transcript is spliced from 7 exons.
CGAAGGUACACAUGAACAUCAUGCACCUCUUCGCUUCAAUUCUACACCAAAAAUGUCACAUAUACCAGCAGCAGCUGUAGUUGGAGCAGCAACACCAAAUCCAUCACUCCGCAUUUUCCAUUAUCCAAACACAGUAUCUCUCCUUCCACCUUCCUUUCUCUCUCCUCCUUCCUCCAUAAUACCUUCCUGCCUCUACUCUCUUAAAGCCCUCCGCUCUCUCUCCUCCUCUGCUUUUCCUUCUCAUUCCCAAAACUUUCAAUUCGCAACCUCGAAUUUCAACGAACUAGGUGAAGGUGUAGAUGAAUUUGAAGAGGAAGAAGAACAAGUUAUUGGGGAUUGUUUAAUUUUUGAAGAUGGGGUUUUCGAGGACCCAUUUAUUGAACAAGAAUUAAACUCACAGAUUUCAUCAGUUUCUAAAACUACCCAGAAACCUAAAUCCAGGCAAAAACAAGAGGAAAUCAUUGAACCCCAGAAUUUAAUCCCGGAAGAAUGGAACCAAGUUGUAGACGAAAUCAAUUUGACGAAGAAAGAAAGGCGAAAAAUGGCGCAGGAAUUGGAGUUUGGGCAGAAGAUUGUGAAGAGGAAGAUGAUAAAUGUGAAUAUGCAGGAGUAUUUGAGGUUGAAAAAUGAGAAAUUGUCUCAAUUGAAUCCUGUUGUUCUUGAUAACCCACCUGCGUUUCGUGCCAAAGAUGAGGGAAAUGGUGAUAGUGAUGAGGAUGAGGAUGAUGAUGAUGAUGAUGAUGAUGAUGUAAAUAAUAGGAGAGAGUAUGUAAGUUCGAGGGUUGAACCUAAGAAUCCGAGAUGGGCUGUUUAUGGCCGUGGAUUGGAUGAUAUUACAGACUUCUUCAACAGUGGGAGUUAUGAGUCCAGUGAUAAUAAAUCUGAUGGACGUCAAAAUCAAAUGUUGUUUACAAAGGAAGAGAAGUACCUGAUGAAUGCUAAAAAACCGAAACUUGCAGCUGCUACCUCACAAAAAUGGCUGCCUUUGCAUACUCUUGCUGCAUCAGGAGAAUUUUACCUUUUGAACACUUUGUUAAAAUAUGAUGUUGAUAUCAAUGCUGCUGAUCAGGAUGGCUUAACUGCUCUUCAUAAAGCAAUAAUUUGCAAAAAGCAGGCUAUUAUAAACUUUUUACUGAGAGAGUCAGUUGAUCCUGUUGUUCGUGAUAAGGAUGGGGCAACUUUGAUGCAUUAUGCUGUCCGAGCCGCAUCAAGUCAGACUAUUAAAACACUGUUGCUGCACAACAUCGACAUCAACCUCCAAGACAAUGACGGGUGGACUCCAUUGCAUCUUGCUGUUCAAGCACGAAGAACAGAUGUUGUGAGGCUUCUCUUAAUGAAAGGAGCAGAUAAGACAUUGAAGAACAAGGACAAUCUGGCUCCUUUGGAACUUUGCCUUUAUUCUGGUAUAGACACAAAUACGUUUUUGCUGAUCAAGCUAUUGAAACAGCUACCUAGGCAACAUCGUUGAUUGUAUAUAGGAAACACAUGACUAGCAGAUCAAAUAUAGGCAGUCAGCAAUUUACACGAUUAGCUGCUCAUUGGAGAGUUGCUGCUGAAGAUAUCCACAAACCUCAGAUCGUGAUAUUGUGAAGAAGACAUGAUUCUAAUGUAUCAAAGCUGCUGCCCUAUGGCCAAGGGUGCUAUAAUUCAUAUAGUAGCACCUGAUAGAGGAUUGGUGAGAUACAUAAUGAAAUUAGUACUUCUGUAAUUUUGUAACUUGAGCUGCUGAUCCUGUUUGAUGAAUCCCAUUUUUCAAACAUGGUGUUACUUCAUGACAGUCCGAUUAUUAAACUAAAAUUUUGAUAGUCUUGUUCA